AUGGCAUCCCAGGACUCCCAUUACAAGUUCAGAUGUGGUGUGAAACUUUACUAUCGCCACAGUCACUGGAGGAAGGUGGGCAAGGCAGAGCCGGCAGCAAAUGGCCUAGAAGAACACAGCAGCAGAGCUGGUAAUGUGAGGCGCAGCAAGGCCCAGCAGCAGGGCAGAGCAGAGCAGCCACAGGAGUCAUGCAGGCCCCCUAGGCAAUGUGAUGGAGCUGUGUGGCUAGCGUGGAGCCAGCCACGUGACAAUCCCCGGGAUGAGCAUUCUUGGAGGGAGCCACCAGACAAAGGCUCUGAGAGGUGUUUGAAAGGAAGGCGAGUGGGGGCUGGGUGUGCUAGCAAUUCCACCUUGUCUCCCAAGCUCCCUUACUCUUCCUCUCCUGGAGAUCACAGCACUGUCUCAACUUCCUCUUGCUCACCCAGCACUGACACCUCCUCCUCAGCCUCACCAGACACCGACCCCACCUCCUCAGGCUCACCAGACACCGACCCCACCUCCUCAGGCUCACCAGACACCGACCCCACCUCCUCAGGCUCACCAGACACCGACCCCACCUCCUCAGGCUCACCAGACACCGACCCCACCUCCUCAGGCUCACCAGACAGGGACCCUAACUUCUCAGGCUCAUCAGAUACUGACCCCACCUCCUCAGGCUCACCAGACACUGACCCCAUCUCCUCAGGCUCACUAGACACUGACCCCACCUCCUCAGCCUCCUCAGGCUCACCAGACACUGACCCCACCUCCUCAGCCUCCUCAGGCUCACCAGACACUGACCCUACCUCCUCAGGCUCACCAGACACUGACCCCAUCUCCUCAGGUUCACCAGACACUGACCCCACCGCUUCAGCCUCCUCAGGCUCACCAGACACCGACCCCACCUCCUCAGCCUCCUCAGGCUCACCAGACACCGACCCCACCUCCUCAGCCUCCUCAGGCUCACCAGACACUGACCCCACCUCCUCAGCCUCCUCAGGCUCACCAGACACUGACCCCACAGCCUCAGCCUCCUCAGGCUCACCAGACACCGACCCCACCUCCUCAGGCUCACCAGACACCGACCCCACCUCCUCAGGCUCACCAGACACCGAUCCCACCUCCUCAGGCUCACUAGACACCGACCCCACCUCCUCAGGCUCACCAGACACUGACCCCACUGCCUCAGCCUCCUCAGGUUCACUAGACACCGACCCCACCUCCUCAUCCGUCAGCAUUCAGCCUCCCUGCCCCUUUUGCACCUGUGGCUAGCACAUGGUACU
Molecule: messenger RNA, 1262 nt
Organism: Loxodonta africana (African savanna elephant)
Lineage: Eukaryota; Metazoa; Chordata; Mammalia; Proboscidea; Elephantidae
Product: clumping factor B-like
Exons: 4
Coding region: 1-1251 (416 amino acids)
Source: RefSeq, a predicted model, not a curated record